AUGGAUGGAGUUGAACGCAGUGGCAAAGUCAACAAAGCAGAUGGCCGUUGGUUGUUGGUAGCAAUGGCGGAAUUCAAGGAUCCGUCCCAGUGUGAAUAUCUGAUCUACACAUCCACGCCCAGCGCGAAAUCCGGCCUGGUUGGCUCGCGUCCUGGAGUCGUGCACAGACUUGAACCGCCUGAGGAGAACAAUGGCGAAGAUUUUCGGUAUGCCGCGGUAGUUCUCACAUUUUGUCUUGUUUCCGUUCUUGUGAGCAGGCACAAGGAUGCCUGA
Molecule: messenger RNA, 273 nt
Organism: Dibothriocephalus latus
Lineage: Eukaryota; Metazoa; Platyhelminthes; Cestoda; Diphyllobothriidea; Diphyllobothriidae
Source: the annotation of a GenBank genome assembly